AUGGGCACCGUCGAGGAAACUCCUCCGAAUUAUGGAUCUGAAAUUAUUGGCUAUGUCGAGCCUUGGAUUGGCGAUCCCGGACAGUCACUUGCCGUCAAGGUUUCAUCCACCGAGUUAGAGUAUUCGUAUCGAGUGGUGCGCGUAAUACAAGGGGUAGACAUUGCACAUUCCCCUCGAAAGCGGCUGGAAGACAUCGCCGAAAUCCCUUGUGGGACGAUCAAAUCCGGUCGCUAUCAACGAGCAAGACCAGGCUCGUACGCGGAGAUCAAGGAUGUGACUCUUCCUUCAGAUCAAGGCGGCCUUGUUGUUUCCAUGUAUUUUCAGGCCCAUCUCCCGCAGGCAGAGCAUGUGCAGACAAUUGUGUCAAACCUAAAUCCUGACGAGAAGGUUGGAUUUGCAGUGGUGAUCAGUGUCCAAGGUACCGUCGAGGUCUGGAUCGGAACCGGGACAUCUGUGGAAACUAUCAACACCUCCUUUACUGUCCUACGCCAGCGAUGGAUCCAGCUUGAACUCUGCGUUACUGAGAUUGAAGGUGCCAUCACUCUUAAACAGCUAUCUUACAUUGCCGAAAAGACCCCAAUAGGUUUUCAGGAUGUAUUCACCUUCAGCAGUGCUGCCAUUCCCGCUUCGCCAACUGAUCUGCUCUUAGGCGCAGCAUACGCGGAGGGUCCUAAGUGUCUGUUCUCUCGACCCACCAACUUCUUCAACGGCCGUAUUGACGGCUUCUCUAUUACCUUGGAGGGGAACCCAGCCAAAGUUAUUGCCAAAUAUGACUUUUCCGCGAAUAUUCCAGAGGACACGAUUCUCGACUUUUCGGGCAAUGAGUACCAUGGCUCGCUGGUCAACGCUCCAACCCGAGCAGUCACAGGUUAUGAUUGGAAUGGAAGCGAGGUGGACUGGACGCGCGCAAGGUCCGGAUAUGGAGCGAUUCACUUUCACGAAGACGACCUUGACGAUGCUCGUUGGGAGACGGACUUUCACAUUAACUUACCAGCUAUGGCUCGAUCCGGCGUGUAUGCGGUGGAAUUGAUAUCAUCGAACGGAAAAGCUACAGAUCUUGUUCCUUUCAUUGUUCGCCCGACUCCCAGCACUACACACGCUAUUGACGCUAAGGUGGCUCUAGUGCUUUCCACGUUCACCUAUCUGGCGUACGCGAAUGAGAAGCUAGGAGAUCCUGGCCGCCCUUCUCUAGUUGAUGUUGGACCGGGGUUUGAUGCAGCCAUGACACCAAAGUCGGAAGACUUUCAUAGAAUGAUCCGGCGACAGGACCUAGGCCUAUCCACGUACGACGUUCAUAGAGACGGAUCAGGGGUUGUAUUUUCAUCAGCUAAAAGGCCUAUUUUGAAUUUCCGCACUGGGUACGUCAUGUGGGCAUUCGACCGGCCACGCGAACUGAGCGCAGAAUCGAUGAUGAUAGGGUUCUUAGAACGAGAGAAGAUUCCUUACGAUGUCCUGACCGACCACGAUCUCCACGUCAAGGGAGUUGACAUGUUGGCACACUACAAUACUGUCUUGACCGGCUGUCAUCCGGAGUAUCCGACGUUACAGUCUUAUGAUGCGUACGAGCAGUACGCGAAGAAAGGCGGCAAUCUCAUGUAUCUCGGGGGUAAUGGAUUCUACUGGGUCACCGGUGUAGAUCCUGCCCGACAGUGGCGGUUAGAGAUCCGGCGGGGUGACCAAGGGGUCCGUACUUACACCCUACCAGGAGGGGAACGUUUCCUAUCGGUCAAUGGCAUGCAAGGCGGCCUCUGGAGGUCGCGGGGUCGUUCCUCCCAUGGCUUAUUCGGUGUCGCAUUUAACGCCGAAGGCACUGGCCCUGGGGUACCAUUCAAGCGUACCGAAGCGAGCUUCAGCCCAGAACUCGCAUGGAUGUUUCAGGGCAUCCCUGCAGGCGACCUUAUUGGUGAACUCGGUCUCGGAGGAGGAGCAAGUGGCGACGAGAUCGACUCGUACGACAUAGCAUGUGGCAGUCCCACGAAUGCGGUCGUAGUAGCCACGAGUACUGGGCAUCCUGACUCUUUCGGUAUCGGGCCUGAGUGCACUAUGUUCCCGAUCCUAAAGACACUUGGCUCGCAGACUAACGAGAUCCGUUCGGACAUAGUGUACUACGAGACAGAUGCGGGGGGGGCCGUGUUUUCUGUGGGAAGUAUCAAUUGGUUCUGCUCUCUCGGCUACGACGACUAUCAAAACAACGUCGCACAACUCACUGGAAAUGUUAUUCGUGAGUUCCUCAGAAGAAGCCAUGAAGGCCAUUGA
Exophiala aquamarina CBS 119918 is the source of this 2256-nucleotide messenger RNA. RefSeq lists its product as uncharacterized. The transcript is spliced from 2 exons. Lineage: Eukaryota; Fungi; Ascomycota; Eurotiomycetes; Chaetothyriales; Herpotrichiellaceae. The record is from RefSeq and is a predicted model, not a curated record. Bases 1 to 2256 code for a protein of 751 amino acids.